Messenger RNA from Cantharellus anzutake, 2238 nucleotides. Its product is annotated as DNA ligase. Bases 1 to 2238 code for a protein of 745 amino acids. Gene Ontology annotation, biological process: mitochondrial DNA repair; lagging strand elongation; double-strand break repair via alternative nonhomologous end joining. Gene Ontology annotation, molecular function: DNA binding; DNA ligase (ATP) activity; ATP binding. Lineage: Eukaryota; Fungi; Basidiomycota; Agaricomycetes; Cantharellales; Hydnaceae. The transcript is spliced from 10 exons. The record is from RefSeq and is a predicted model, not a curated record. Gene Ontology annotation, cellular component: DNA ligase III-XRCC1 complex.
AUGCCUGACCUCAGCUUGGAUCCUCUCUUGUUCCAAAUCCCCCUUCAUCCUUGGAUCACGAAGACCGCGCCAUAUGCAUUUCUCUCUCAUGUACUGGUUCUGCUUUCACAGACAAAAUCGCGCACCCUGAUACUUAACACGUUGACGAACGCCCUUCGAGUGCUCAUAGUUCACGACUCGGACUCCAUCAUUCCGUCCAUGUAUAUGAUAUCCAAUACCUUGGCGCCACCUUACAUUCCUAUAGAGCUUGGUCUUGGUCCAGCAGUCAUCUCGAGGGCAUUACAAGCAGUCUCUGGACUAAGCGCUGCUGCUCUGCGCAAGUUGUACAACACCUAUGGCGAUCCAGGUGAUGUCGCUUUCGCAGCAAAGGCGUCUGUGCGUACCUUGGUUCCCCUUCUACCCCUUACAAUCCAAGGCGUAUACGCGUCCUUGAUCAAAAUAAGCCAAGCGAAGGGGAAAGGCGCUGCAAAGUUGCGCCAAGGCGUCGUCGAGCACUUACUUCUAUCAGCUAGAGGCGAAGAAGUCCGCUUUAUCAGUCGAACCCUAAGCAUGCACCUGCGUGUUGGGGCGGUCAGGACAACCAUGUUGACAGCACUGGCAAAGGCUGGCGUGUUGACUCGGCCGCGAGGGAGCGCUCUACCAACAGACUCACCUUACUUUGCCUCAGAAGAUCUGUUGGAUCGCAUACUCACACCUCCCGAAAAGGCGAAUAAGAAGAGCGAAAUAAUCGACAAGGCCAGGAGAGAGGUCAUCAAGAAGAUGUUAGAUGCUGAAGCCCUUCUCCGCACGACAUUCGUACAACACCCUAACUAUAACGACAUCGUGAAAGCAUUCCUCGCUGGAGGAUGGGAAUCUCUUGCACAGAAGGUGCCUCUAACCGUUGGUAUCCCAUUGCAUCCGGCUCUCGGCUCUCCGAUGCGCACACUUGAUGAAAUCUACGAGCGGAUCAAUGGAGUAACAUUUUCUGCUGAAUUCAAAUAUGACGGACAACGGGCUCAGGUUCACGCCUUUUACGAGGCGGGCCAGACCAAACCAACGAUCAAGAUUUUCAGCCGUCACCUCGAAGAUAUGACGGAAAAGUAUCCCGACAUCGUCGAGCUGGCAGUCGAUUGUCUUUCUGAGCCUGAAUUGAGUGAUCACGUAGAUAAUACCCUUGAAUCAUUCAUUCUUGAUGCUGAAAUAGUUGCAUGGGAUGCGGAGGAAAACAGUGCCCGUUCCUUCCAAGAACUGUCUAACCGUCCCCGGAAAAAUGUUCAAGUCGGAGCUAUCAAACUCGCUGUCUCACUAUUCGUCUUCGACAUAAUGUACCUGAAUGGUGAGGCCCUUUUGUCUAGAUCAUUUCGAGAACGAAGGGCUACCCUUCGUCAAAAAUUCUCCACACGGGUAAUGCCUCCAAUUCGUGGAGGAGCAAGACUUCAAUUCGUUGAAAAUGUGGACAGCGACGGCCCGGACGGAAGAGAAGCUGUUGAGACCUUCUGGGAGCAUGCCUUAGAAAGUCAAUGUGAAGGUCUUAUGAUUAAGUUGUUGGACAGCGGGGGCGCUACGGGGGAGGUCGGUCUUGACGACGUUUCACUUAGUCCAAGCAAGAAGAAAGGAGGCAGAAGAAAGCCAUUCCCUGCAACAUACGAACCAGAUAAGAGAACAUCAGCAUGGCUGAAAUUGAAAAAGGAUUAUGUCGACGGAAUCGGCGAUUCCCUUGACCUGGUGCCCGUGGGUGCAUGGCAUGGGAAUGGGAGGAAAGCCAAGUGGUGGAGCCCAAUCCUGCUUGCAGUUUGGGAUCCAAAACUAGCUCGCCUUGUAGCAAUGUGUAAAUGCAUGAGUGGCUUCACUGACGCAUUCUACACUGCAUUGGGAGAGCGAUACCCAGAGAAUUCUCCAACAUGCUCGCGAGAACCGAUUGGAAGCUAUCAUGUCGAUUAUGGAGGUGUAUCCGCACCCGCCAUAUAUUUUCUCCCUGGCGAAGUGUGGGAAAUUCGUGGAGCUGACAUAACCAUUAGCCCUGUCAGUGUCGCGGCACUGGGUGAAGUAUCUGGAACGCGUGGUCUUAGCCUUCGCUUUCCACGAUUCAUGCGAAUUAGAGGGGACAAGGCCGUUGAAGACGCUACUCAACCUUCUAUGUUGACUGAGAUUUGGUGUAGGCAAAAUGGUUCCAGACCCAAGUCGACGGUGGAUCUUGACGAAGGUGAUCUCAUAGACUUUGAAGGCGAGAAUGAUGAAUAUGACGAAGAGGACAUAUAA